GCCUCUAGUCUUCGGGCUUUGUCGUUUACCUCCGUGGCUAGUUGUUGCUCGUCUGAGGUCUGAACGAUGAUUGACAAUAAUGGCGACGCGUUUAUUCUGAGUUGACUCCAGGGAACCAUCACUGGUUGACAAAGGGGGCAUCUUGGAUGGAUUUUCACCGCCGCGGACAGCAACAAUAAGAAUAAACAACCCACCUAAGGACUACAUUUGCCUCAGCGAGAAGGACUUGCUAGCCAGGAGAGGUUUAUCUUGCUAGCAUUUCGAUAGCUAGCAACUCGUCUCGCUAGCUUGCUAAGUUGAAGAGGUGGCAUUCUUGUGUGAGGAGAGAGCCAGCCUGCUGAGCACUGAGAUCUGGCUAAGAUAGCAAUGUGGCUACUUAAUAGGCUCUUAGGGUAAUUGGUUUCUUAAACUCUGAGGCGACACUGAAGAGGCACUUGCUUGCAGUUAACACUAGCUUGCCGGAAUAGUUUUUGUGAGAGGCUCCAACAGCCUCCUGAGGUAGCUAACUCAGCUAGCAGGCUAGACUUUGAGGGUUCGUUCCAGUCCCUUUCCUGUUCGGACUUGCUUGCACUUGGAUUUGGAAACUAUCCUCCAGCGCAUCGAUAUCCGGCUAGCAUAGAGUGCUAGCUUGCCAGCUAACUAACUGAUUCCUGUGGCAUUUGCGAGAUCCUUUUCUUAAAUGACCACCGGCAGGAAUAACCGAGCCAUGAUGGAAGGAGUAGGAGCGAGAGUAGUCCGCGGACCUGACUGGAAGUGGGGCAAGCAGGAUGGUGGAGAGGGUCAUGUUGGCACCGUCAGGAGUUUCGAAAGUCCAGAGGAGGUGGUGGUUGUCUGGGAUAAUGGGACGGCUGCUAACUACCGUUGUUCCGGAGCUUACGACGUGAGGAUACUAGACAGUGCUCCAACAGGCAUCAAGCAUGAUGGAACCAUGUGUGACACCUGCCGUCAACAGCCCAUCAUUGGUAUUCGCUGGAAAUGUGCUGAGUGCACCAAUUAUGACCUCUGCACAACCUGUUACCAUGGAGACAAGCAUCACCUGAGACACCGGUUCUACAGGAUCACCACCCCGGGCAGUGAGAGAGUACUUCUGGAGUCACGUCGCAAGUCAAAGAAAAUCACAGCCAGAGGGAUCUUCACUGGAGGCCGGGUGGUGAGAGGAGUUGACUGGCAGUGGGAAGACCAAGACGGAGGCAACGGAAGGAGAGGAAAGGUAACAGAGAUCCAGGACUGGAGUGCAGCCAGCCCUCACAGCGCUGCCUACGUACUGUGGGACAAUGGGGCCAAGAACCUGUACAGAGUUGGCUUUGAGGGAAUGUCGGAUUUGAAAUGUGUCCAGGAUGCCAAAGGAGGUUCUUUUUACAGAGACCACUGCCCCGUUUUAGGUGAGCAGAAUGGCAACAGAAAUCCUGGCGGUCUCCAAAUUGGAGACCUGGUCAACAUCGACUUAGACCUAGAGAUUGUUCAGUCCCUCCAACAUGGCCACGGCGGGUGGACUGACGGCAUGUUUGAGACGCUCACCACCACUGGCACAGUAUGUGGCAUCGAUGAAGAUCAUGAUAUUGUCGUUCAGUACCCCAGUGGGAACAGAUGGACAUUCAACCCAGCAGUGCUGACAAAGGCCAACGUUGUGCGUAGUGGUGAAGUAGCUGCUGGCGCAGAGGGAGGCAGCUCCCAGUUCCUUGUGGGAGACCUGGUUCAGAUUUGCUAUGACAUCGACCGUAUCAAGCUGCUACAAAGAGGCCACGGGGAGUGGGCUGAGGCGAUGCUGCCUACCUUAGGCAAGGUGGGCCGUGUGCAGCAGAUCUACUCUGACAGUGACCUGAAAGUCGAGGUUUGUGGAACUUCUUGGACGUACAAUCCAGCUGCUGUCACCAAGAUUGCGCCCUCUGGCUCCGCUGUCAGCAACGCCUCUGGAGAGCGUCUGUCUCAGUUGCUGAAGAAACUUUUUGAGACACAAGAGUCCGGGGACAUCAACGAAGAGCUGGUCAAAGCAGCAGCCAAUGGAGACCUGGCCAAGGUGGAAGAUAUCCUUAAAAGACCUGAUGUGGAUGUGAAUGGGCAGUGUGCUGGACACACCGCUAUGCAGGCAGCCAGUCAGAACGGUCACGUUGAUGUCCUAAAGCUGCUGCUUAAACACAACGUGGACCUGGAAGCUGAGGACAAAGAUGGAGACCGGGCAGUGCACCACGCAGCCUUCGGUGAUGAGGGCUCUGUCAUUGAGGUGCUGCAGAGGGGCGGUGCUGACUUGAACGCCAGGAACAAGAGAAGGCAGACUCCAUUACAUAUUGCUGUCAACAAGGGCCACUUGCAGGUGGUCAAAACCCUGCUGGACUUUGGCUGCCACCCCAGCCUCCAGGAUUCAGAAGGGGACACACCCCUGCAUGAUGCCAUAAGCAAGAAGAGAGAUGACAUGCUGUCAGUGCUGCUGGAAUCUGGUGCUGAUGUCACCAUCACAAACAAUAACGGGUUCAAUGCCUUGCAUCAUGCUGCCCUGCGAGGAAACCCCAGCGCCAUGCGUGUGUUGCUAUCCAAACUGCCGAGGCCUUGGAUUGUAGACGAGAAGAAGGAUGACGGUUACACCGCACUGCACCUGGCCGCCCUCAACAACCACGUGGAGGUGGCUGAGCUGCUUGUGCACCAGGGCAAUGCCAGCUUAGACAUCCAGAACGUCAACCAGCAGACUGCAUUACAUCUGGCUGUGGAGCGUCAACACACCCAGAUAGUCCGGCUGCUGGUGCGUGCAGAGGCCAAGCUUGAUGUGCAGGACAAGGACGGGGACACACCGCUGCAUGAGGCACUGCGUCACCACACACUGUCCCAGUUGCGGCAACUACAAGAUAUGCAGGACGUCAGCAAAGUGGAGCCCUGGGAACCCUCCAAGAACACAUUAAUCAUGGGCUUGGGCACCCAGGGGGCAGAAAAGAAGAGCGCAGCAUCCAUCGCCUGCUUCCUUGCAGCUAACGGAGCGGACCUGACCAUUCGUAACAAGAAGGGCCAGUCCCCUCUGGACCUGUGUCCCGACCCCAGCCUGUGCAAGGCUCUGGCCAAAUGCCACAAAGAGAAGAGCAGUGGUCAGGUGGGCACCCGCAGCCCGUCUCUGAACAGCAACAUCGAGUCACUGGAGGAGUGUAUGGUGUGCUCGGACAUGAAGAGAGACACUCUGUUCGGGCCCUGCGGACACAUCGCCACCUGCUCCCUGUGCUCACCUCGUGUCAAGAAGUGUCUCAUCUGCAAGGAUCAGGUCCAGUCAAGAACCAAGAUCGAGGAGUGCGUUGUCUGCUCUGAUAAAAAGGCAGCCGUUUUGUUCCAGCCCUGUGGUCACAUGUGCGCUUGUGAGAACUGUGCUAGCCUCAUGAAGAAGUGCGUACAGUGCCGGGCUGUUGUGGAACGCCGCACCCCCUUUGUUCUGUGCUGUGGAGGGAAAGGUAUGGAGGAUGAUGCCGCUGAUGAUGAUGAUGAUGAUGAUGAUGAUGAUGAUGACCUUACAGGGAGCUCUAACACUAUGGCAGGGGGAUCGCAGGAUCUUCUCCAGCCCAACAAUCUGGCACUAAGUUGGUCCAGCGGAAACAUCCCAGCCUUGCAGAGGGACAAGGACAACACCAAUGUCAAUGCUGACGUACAGAAGCUACAGCAACAGCUCCAGGACAUCAAGGAACAGACCAUGUGUCCGGUGUGUCUGGACCGGCUGAAGAACAUGAUCUUCAUGUGCGGCCACGGCACCUGCCAGCUGUGCGGAGACCGGAUGAGCGAGUGCCCCAUCUGCCGCAAGGCCAUCGAGCGCCGCAUCCUCCUCUACUAGACGCACCCCAUCCACCCCCCCACUCCCCCACAGACUUUCUCUUUCUCUCUUUUCUCUGACGGCCCACGCCGACCACGCCCGCAAAGCCACAAUCACACCAGCUGCUGUUGCUGCUGCUGCCGCUGCUGCUGCUGCUCGACCAUCCUCACAGCACCCGAGUCAGCCAGCCAAGGGUGUUAUCUAAUGUCUUACUCAACACAACAAAUGCUCUUUUAAUGGUUUGAUUGUGCUUCAGAUGGAAUCUGUUACAAAACAAGGAAAAACAUGAACUGACUUGACUCUGUCACCAUCAUCAAGACGCUUACAUCAAGGCGUUUUUCUCUUCUCCCACCAUCCCCUUUCUCUUACGUGUCAUUUUCUCCGUUUUUACUUGAUAUGUGAUGCUUCUUUUUUUCUUAUUUACUCGGUGGCUCCUUCUUAGGCUCACGGCCUUGGAUAUUUACUUUUUUGGGCACGUCCCAUUUGCAGAUUUUAUCCUCCAACAGCUGUGCGCAUCCGAAGCGUAGAGGAGAUGAUGUAGAGGUUCGGCCCGUUACCUUUUUGAUGUAAAGUUCUCGUGCAUCUGUCGCAGUCAGUGCCAGCUGCAGUCGAGUUUUAUUGUAUUUGUAAAUCUUUAUGCACGUGUAUUGGUAUCAGAAGCUCCAGAUGUGGAUUUUAAGUACUUAAUUUUUCAUGACAGUAUGGCAAGUUUGUGACAAAUGCACCACUUAAAGGUUCAGUGAGUGUUUUUAGCUUCAUGUCCGUGUUCAGUUUUGGCCCCGUUGUGACGCGCUUUACGCCGACGUCCUGGCAGGUUCGAGACCGGAUGUUGGCAGUUUUGCACUAGAGAAGCUGAGUCAGGGUAAAAUAAAAAGCUCUUUUCUGUGCAGUGACGAAAACACAGAUAGAGCCUUAGAUACACCCAGGUAGCACACCACACCCGUACUUUGUUUACCGAGCUGUACAGUGAACGAUGGCGGAUGUCGCAACACCCUUUCAGCUGCCCGAUUUUCCAGAGCCGUUGUGUCGGAGUUCGAGAAUCCAAGACGAACGCAUUCAGCUUCUGUCCAGUGAUCAGCCCCCCACCCCCCCUGCUGUGCCUGUUUGUUGUAAACACACAUGAUGCAAGACAUUUCUGUAACGAAGAGUAUCUUGUCACAACUUGAUGUUAAACUGUUGAGACUACGUGGUAUUUGUCUGACAAAAAAAAUAUGUACAAUUCAACGAGCAUUGCUAAUUUACCAUUGAUGACUCUGUGCCAUUUUUGCUUCCAAAAAUCUACUUGUUAUAUAACUUGUAUGGGGAUAAGGUGCUCUUUAUCUUGUAUUACUUUUAUUUUUUAAUUUAAGUGUAUUUCCUUUUUCUCAAAAAAAAGAUCGACAUUUAUUGAGCUAGAGAGUACAAUCUAUUAGAACACUAAGAUGAAAAUGUAGAAUAAAUUAUUUUGUAUUGCUGCCCAAACAAAUAGGAUUUAUAGGUAUCACUGCCUUCCUAAUAUGUAGCCUCAAAAAUCUCUCAAACAUUCUGCUCUGAUAUUAAUGUUGAGAUUCGUUUGUGAAGUUUUUAUUUGUUUGCUUUUUCGUUGGCAAUAGCUUUCUAGCAAUCAUCAGUAGAAGCGUUUUUCUCUGAAAUAGGUCUCUGUAAGCCUAAUUUGUUUGUUUGUGAAGCAGAAGACAAAGAAAAAAAAAAAAAGACAUUUUGUUGUCGAAAGUGUCAAAUAUGUUUUCACCAGUGUUUUAUUUGGGAGGAAAGCUAAUGAUUUUUUAACAGACAGAACUUGCCUUACCUCUUUUUAAAAGGCAGUUGCCCCUGUGGAGACUCAGUGGUGGCUAGCUUGCUCCGCUAUGUGGGAAUUCGCAACGGCACACAAGCUUUUUCUCUUUCCUUUUAGGACUGAAAGCAACUUCUUUCUGAGUACAGUUUUGAUUCUUUUCAUUGAUCAUGAUAACACUUUAAGCUAGAAGCACUAAUACGCUUUAUGGUAGUGUUGUCUUGUUAUGGUUGUUCUGAAAAAAAAAAGCCUAUUUUGUACUUUAUUUUCAAUUACCUGUAACUGUCCUGUUGGUAAUCGGUAGUAUUUUUCUUUGGCAUGAAUGUUUGACAUAUGCAGUACGACAUGUAUCAUGGAAAACCGUUCAGUCUGUAUUGCUAAUAAGUGCUUUUAAAAACAACCAUAUAGCUGAAAUAAAGUUCCAAAUGAACCAUGGGA
Acanthopagrus latus (yellowfin seabream) is the source of this 5987-nucleotide messenger RNA. RefSeq names its product mindbomb E3 ubiquitin protein ligase 1 (gene mib1). The record is from RefSeq and is a predicted model, not a curated record. Gene Ontology annotation, biological process: protein ubiquitination. Bases 680 to 3799 code for a protein of 1039 amino acids. The transcript has 22 exons. NCBI's taxonomy places the organism in Eukaryota, Metazoa, Chordata, Actinopteri, Spariformes, Sparidae. Gene Ontology annotation, cellular component: cytoplasm. Gene Ontology annotation, molecular function: zinc ion binding; ubiquitin-protein transferase activity; protein binding.